Funneliformis caledonium is the source of this 123-nucleotide messenger RNA. NCBI's taxonomy places the organism in Eukaryota, Fungi, Glomeromycota, Glomeromycetes, Glomerales, Glomeraceae. The record is from the annotation of a GenBank genome assembly.
AUGUACGCAAGUCAGCGGCAUGAAUCAAUGGAAUCAGGCGCCGGAAUAAAAAUGAACAAACGCGCUGAAUGUCAACCAUCUCCGAAGAUACAAAUUACUAAAACUUUUCAAUAUUUGUGGUAA